Molecule: messenger RNA, 1098 nt
Organism: Moesziomyces antarcticus
Lineage: Eukaryota; Fungi; Basidiomycota; Ustilaginomycetes; Ustilaginales; Ustilaginaceae
Product: vesicle-associated membrane protein
Exons: 3
Coding region: 1-1098 (365 amino acids)
Biological process (GO): vesicle-mediated transport
Cellular component (GO): membrane
Source: RefSeq, a predicted model, not a curated record
AUGACGCAACGCCCCACGUUCUCGCUCAGCCGUUGCAUCUGCACCUGCUCUCCAUCUCCUCCUACCACCACCACCACCACCACCACCACCACCACCACCACCACCACCACCACCACCACCACCACCACCACCACCACCACCACCACCACCACCACCACCACCACAGACCAACCCACCGACCACCCGCCCACCCUCGUCACCCCCGAACGCCGCCGAAACACUCACAACCACAGCAACAAAAACACAAAAACCACCAAACCACACACAACAACACCCACCACCACCACCACCACCACCCCUACCGCCUCCCCCGCCGCCGCCACCACCACCGUCGCCGCCACCCCCCCCACCCCCGCCACCACCACCCCCACCGCCACCACCACCACCACCACCACCACCACCACCACCACGUCACCCGGUUCGCAUAGACCGCGCCACAGGCGCCCACGCGGUGAAUCGACGACCAUGAUCGUGUUGGCGCUCGUAGCCCGCGGCUCGCACGUGCUUGCCGAGACGCACGACCCCGAACACGACCGCUUCCUCCCCGCAGCGCAGACGAUCCUCUCGCGCAUCCCGCCCAACUCUUCGAAGCUGUCGUACGCGUUCGAAGAGUGGCUCUUCCACUACGUCUCGCAAGACGGCAUGGUGUACAUGGCUGUCGCCGACGCAGAGACGGGUCGACGCAUCCCGUUCACCUUCCUCGCCCACGUCCAGAAAAAGUUCUUGGCGAGUUAUGAGGUGCCCCUCGAAGACGAGGUGGGAUCGACGGACUACAGUGGGUUGAGCAAGACGCUCAAGGAGAUGGUGGGGCGGUUCAAUGCGGACCCCCAGGCGGUGGAUCCGAUCGCCCAGGCGAAGAACGAGCUGGCGGGGGCCAAGGACAUCAUGACGCAGAACGUGGAGCAGAUCCUAAGCAGGGGCGAGCGCAUCGAGCUGCUCAUGGACCGUACCGACAAUGCAGCCAACCAGUCCAUGGCGUUUAGAAGGAGAGCAGUGGGGUUGAGGAGACAGAUGUGGUGGAAGAACACCAAGGUGCUCGCGCUGUCCGGCUUCAGCGGCGUCGUGUUGCUCUUUGUUCUGUACAGCCUCGUCCACUAG